Messenger RNA from Linepithema humile (Argentine ant), 2136 nucleotides. RefSeq lists its product as uncharacterized. Gene Ontology annotation, biological process: DNA integration. Gene Ontology annotation, molecular function: nucleic acid binding. The record is from RefSeq and is a predicted model, not a curated record. Lineage: Eukaryota; Metazoa; Arthropoda; Insecta; Hymenoptera; Formicidae.
AUGUACAGGCAAAUUCUUGUUGAUCCGCGAGAUAGAGACUAUCAGCGUAUAUUGUGGAUCGACGGUAACGCGAACAUUAAAGAAUAUCAGUUACUUACAGUUACUUACGGUACCGCUUCAGCUCCGUUCCUUGCACUUCGAGUGAUAAAUCAAUUGAAUGAAGACGAAGGUCUUUCUUUUCCGUUAGCCUCCACCAUUUUACGCGACAACAUCUACAUUGACGACGUUCUAUUCGGCGCAGACGAUCUCUCGCAGCUAAAACAAAUUUGUAAUCAACUUCGCGAAUUAUUAAACCGCGGCGGUUUCACUCUUCGAAAGUGGGCGAAUUCCACAGUAGUUCUUGCUUGGUUGAAAAAACACUCAUCAACUUGGAAAACAUUCGUUUCUCAUCGGGUGUCAGAAAUCCAAACACAAUUACCCGACGGUGCAUGGCAUCACGUAAGCACAACCGAUAAUCCCGCCGAUUGCGCUUCGCGCGGAUUACUCGGUUCCGAGUUACAUUCCUUUCAACUUUGGUGGCAUGGGCCCUCUUGGUUAAGUCUUCCCGCAAACGACUGGCCUAAGUCAAUCAAAGCAACCUCAGAUGAAACUCAAUUAGAAUUCAAAGCUUGCGAAAUUCAUCAAGUCAACACUCCUGAGUUGUGGGAUUUAGCUUCCCGCUAUUCCUGGUGGCCGAAGUUAGUGCGCGUCACUGCAUAUGUUUACCGGUUCAUAGAUAAUUGCAAAACAAAGCGACAAGGAAAGCAUGACAAUCUUCUCAACUCUCACGCUCUCACAGCACCCGAAUUCAACCGAGCUCGGAAUUUUUGGAUACAAACAGCUCAAGCUGCCGUGUUCGAGAGCGAACUUCACAAAUUGAAACUUAAUCAAGCCGUAUCUGUAAAAUCUUGCAUAUAUUCAUUAACUCCAUUUCUUGACUUUACCGGUUUGAUUCGAAUCGGGGGGCGACUUGAACAUUCUCAAUUAUCAUUCGAAUCCAAACAUCCACUCUUGUUAGCAGAUCAUCCCAUUUCUACUAUAAUCAUUUCAUAUACUCAUAUUGUUUCCCUUCACACCGGUGUUCAAGCUACACUCGCAAAAAUUCGACAACAGUAUUGGAUUCUCAAAGCUCGAAGUUUAGUCAAAUCAAUUAUCUACAAGUGCGUUAAAUGCACACGGGAAAAGGCUCAAGUAGCCAAUCAAAUGAUGGGUCAACUUCCUAAUAGUCGCGUAUCCGCACCAGCUCGAGCAUUCUCGCACAGCGGUGUCGAUUACGCUGGUCCCGUAUUCACGCGCGCAUCAGCUGGUCGAGGAAUCACCUCUCGAAAAUCGUACAUAGCAGUUUUUAUUUGUUUAGCGACUCGUGCAAUUAAUUUAGAGCUAGUCAGCGAUUAUUCUACCUCCACCUUUUUGAAUGCGUUUCAACGAUUCUGCGCAAGGCGUGGACUACCCGAAGUCAUGUAUUCGGACAAUGGCACCACCUUCACAGGAGCCGAUCGAGAAUUGGCACAAGCUUUUCGAGAUGCUCAAUGCAAUCCCAAUUUUCUUAAUCUCACCGCUUCAGAUAGCAUAACGUGGAAAUUCAUUCCCCCUCACGCGCCCCACUUCGGCGGACUGUGGGAAGCCGGUGUUAAAAGCGUCAAGUAUCAUCUUCGUCGCGUGUUAGGGUCACAUACUUUAACUUUCGAGGAAUUUACAACUUUACUAUGUCGAAUUGAAGCCUGUUUAAAUUCCAGGCCUCUUUCUCCACUCACUGAUUCAUUAGAAGAUUAUGAAAUUCUCACGCCAGGUCAUUUUCUCAUCGGCUCAGCGAUCACUACAAAUCCCGAACCUUCCAUUCUGCACCUUAACAAGAAUAGAUUGUCGCGAUGGCAACUGUUACGGCAAAUUAUGGAACGCUUUUGGAAGUUGUGGCAAACCGAUUACAUUAACACCCUUCAACAAAAAACAAAGUGGCGUAAAGAAAAACCGUCAAUUCAGAUUGGUUCAUUGGUCUUAAUUCAGAAUCCGUUACUCCCUCCGUGCAAAUGGGAAUUAGGACGUGUCAUUCAAUGUCAUCCAGGCUCUGACGGAUUAACUCGAGUCGUUUCAAUUAAAACGACGGACGAGAACGAGUAUACCGUCGCGUUGGAGAACGAUUUGCAGACUGUACUGUAA